This is a messenger RNA of Synchytrium microbalum, 915 nucleotides long. RefSeq lists its product as uncharacterized. NCBI's taxonomy places the organism in Eukaryota, Fungi, Chytridiomycota, Chytridiomycetes, Synchytriales, Synchytriaceae. Gene Ontology annotation, molecular function: glutathione gamma-glutamylcysteinyltransferase activity; metal ion binding. The record is from RefSeq and is a predicted model, not a curated record. Gene Ontology annotation, biological process: detoxification of copper ion; response to metal ion; phytochelatin biosynthetic process. The coding region runs from base 1 to 915 and encodes 304 amino acids. The transcript has 5 exons.
AUGAAACGGGGAAUGAAUACUGUCGCUGCUGUUGCAACAAGCAUACACCCCAGUGCUGCUACUAUACCCUCCAUACCGCCACCACCUACAAUCGAGACCAACCAAUCCUUUUAUCGGAGGCAGCUUCCCGAGAACUUGACGGCUCUAACCACCAGAAAGGGGAGGAGGCUGCUCCAAGAGUCCCUCAUAGACAACCACGCUGAAACCUAUCUAAACCUAUCCGGCAACUUUGCUCACCAGUCCGAACCUGCGUACUGCGGCCUCGGCUCACUCGCAAUGGUGCUCAACUCGCUAGGUGUCGAUCCAGGCAGGACAUGGAAGGGUCCUUGGAGAUGGUACAGCGAAUCAAUGCUAGAAUGCUGCUCACCACUAUCCCGAGUCAAAGAAACUGGAAUCACUUUCGAUGAGUUUGCUUGUCUAGCUUCAUGCAAUGGGCUCAACGUGAAGGCAUAUCGAGGUGGUGAUGUGUCUUAUGAGCAGUUUUUGUUUGAUAUUGAGAGGACUGUCAGAGGGGGGUCGAGUCAUAGUAUCAGUAAUAGUAGUAUAGGUGGUAGCAACGGAAUACCUCCCACUAAUCCAUCAGCACCAGCCACAUCAACCAGCACAGACAACAGUAUCGAAAUGCACAUGAUUGUCUCAUUUGCUCGUAAAUCUCUAAACCAAACCGGUGACGGACAUUUCUCACCUAUCGGUGCCUUCCAUCGCUCUCAGUCACAGGUACUAGUCAUGGAAACAGCUACAUUUAAAUAUCCAUCGUAUUUUGUGAAUGCGAGGGAAUUGUUUGAUGCCAUGAGUCCUGUGGACAAGGUUACCAACAAGCCAAGGGGCUAUUUCUUACUGACACUUGGAUCACCAUGCAAGGAACAGAAACUGAGAAGAAGGGAGAAGGGUGUUGACAAUGUAGAAUCGACGUGA